Spea bombifrons (plains spadefoot toad) is the source of this 1778-nucleotide messenger RNA. It is a transcript of the gene EHD1, whose product is annotated as EH domain containing 1. Gene Ontology annotation, molecular function: GTP binding; protein binding; calcium ion binding. The record is from RefSeq and is a predicted model, not a curated record. NCBI's taxonomy places the organism in Eukaryota, Metazoa, Chordata, Amphibia, Anura, Pelobatidae. The transcript has 5 exons. Gene Ontology annotation, cellular component: cytoplasm; intracellular vesicle; clathrin-coated pit. Bases 116 to 1720 code for a protein of 534 amino acids. Gene Ontology annotation, biological process: endosomal transport; clathrin-dependent synaptic vesicle endocytosis.
GUGCGCCACGCCCAGCUAGCGGUAGCUCGUCAGCUUGAGCCGGAUCCGUUACACCGGUUUUCUGCUUCAGUCGGUGUAGUUGGUUUGAAUCAGUGACGUCAGUGGGCUCUACAUCAUGUUCAGCUGGGUGAGUAGCGAUGCCCGGAGAAAGAAGGACCCGGAGCUGUUCCAGACCGUGUCCGAUGGGCUCCGUAAGCUGUACACACAAAAGUUGUUGCCCCUGGAAGAAACUUACCGCUUCCACGAAUUCCACUCACCGGCUUUGGAAGAUGCAGAUUUCAGUAACAAGCCCAUGGUACUGCUGGUGGGCCAGUACAGCACGGGGAAGACCACCUUCAUUCGCCACCUCAUGGAACAGGACUUCCCCGGCAUGAGGAUCGGGCCUGAGCCCACCACGGACUCCUUCAUCGCAGUAAUGCACGGCCCGGUGGAGGGGGUAGUGCCCGGUAACGCACUCGUGGUGGAUCCCAAAAAACCCUUCAGGAAGCUGAGCGCGUUCGGAAAUGCCUUCCUUAAUAGGUUUAUGUGUGCGCAGAUGCCUAACCCUGUGUUAGAGAGUAUUAGCAUUAUAGACACUCCAGGUAUCCUGUCCGGGGAGAAGCAACGAAUCAGUAGAGGUUAUGACUUUGCAGCAGUGCUGGAGUGGUUUGCCGAGAGGGUGGAUCGCAUCAUUCUGCUCUUCGAUGCUCACAAGCUGGACAUUUCUGAUGAAUUUUCAGAAGUCAUCAAAGCCCUUAAAAACCAUGAGGACAAAAUCCGUGUUGUGCUGAAUAAGGCUGACCAGAUCGAGACCCAACAAUUAAUGAGGGUGUAUGGGGCCCUAAUGUGGUCUCUUGGAAAGAUCAUAAACACUCCUGAGGUGGUGCGGGUUUAUAUUGGUUCGUUCUGGUCACAUCCUUUACUAAUUCCUGACAAUCGCAAACUAUUUGAAGCAGAAGAACAGGACUUAUUCAAGGAUAUCCAGUCUCUACCUAGAAACGCAGCUCUACGCAAGCUGAAUGACCUAAUUAAGCGAGCAAGACUAGCUAAGGUCCAUGCCUACAUUAUAAGUGCUUUAAAAAAAGAAAUGCCAAAUGUCUUUGGAAAGGAGAAUAAGAAGAAGGAGCUGAUACACAAUUUGGCUGAGAUUUACAUAAAGAUAGAAAAAGAGCAUCAAAUCUCCCCUGGAGACUUCCCUAACCUGAAGAAGAUGCAGGAGCUCCUGAUUACGCAGGACUUUGCAAAGUUCCAGUCCCUGAAACCAAAGUUGCUGGACACAGUAGAUGACAUGUUGGCUAAUGACAUUGCCCGACUAAUGGUUAUGGUGAGGCAGGAAGAGUCUCAGAUGACCAACCAGGUGGUGAAGGGUGGUGCAUUUGAGGGUACAAUGAAUGGGCCUUUUGGGCAUGGUUAUGGUGAGGGAGCAGGAGAAGGCAUCGAUGAUGUUGAAUGGGUAGUGGCUAAGGACAAGCCCACAUAUGAUGAGAUAUUCUACACGCUGUCACCAGUCAAUGGGAAGAUUACAGGUGCCAGUGCCAAGAAGGAAAUGGUAAAGUCUAAACUACCCAACACUGUGUUGGGCAAGAUCUGGAAGCUGGCAGAUGUUGAUCGAGAUGGGCUCCUGGAUGAUGAGGAGUUUGCACUGGCUAAUCACCUAAUUAAAGUAAAAUUAGAAGGUCAUGAGCUACCAACUGACCUCCCCCCUCAUCUUGUACCGCCAUCUAAAAGGAGGAACGAGUGAAGCAACACACACACAGCUUUGUUCCACUUUUUCAAUAUUAAACAUCUCCCUGAAAGAA